CUCUCGAGCCCAACUCAGAACCCCACAUACUCUACAAAACACACUCUUAAACUCUCUCUCUCUCUCUCUCUCUCUCAAACCAUGAGCAAGCUCAUGUUGUUUUACUUCCUUCUUCUUGCUCUUCCUCUUUUGGCCUUUGCAGAAUGUAGCUGUGAAACCCAACCCGAAGAAAGAAACAAAACCAAAGCUCUAAAGUUCAAGCUAGUAGCAAUAAGUACAAUCCUAAUAGCAAGUGGACUUGGCGUGUCACUCCCAAUCAUAGGCAAAAAAAUCCCAACUCUAAACCCUGAAAACAACAUCUUCUUCAUAAUCAAAGCCUUUGCAGCUGGUGUGAUUCUUGCAACUGGGUUUAUCCACAUAUUACCAGACGCUUUUGAGAGCUUAACAAGUCCUUGUCUUGGCCAAAAACCUUGGGGCAAUUUCCCAUUCACUGGCUUUGUUGCUAUGCUCUCUGCCAUUGGUACCCUGAUGAUAGAUACUUUUGCAACUAAUUACUAUAAAAGAUCACACUUCGUUAAAGGUAGACCUCUUAGUGGGGACGAAGAGCAGCAAGGUGAGCAUGAGGGUCAUGUACAUGUGCACACACAUAAGACUCAUGGUCAUGCUCAUGGGUCUGCAUUUGUUGUUGAGGAUUUGGGGUCCGAGGUUCUUCUUAGACACCGAGUUAUAUCUCAGGUUUUGGAGUUGGGAAUUGUGGUGCAUUCCGUAAUUAUUGGCAUCUCUCUUGGUGCUUCUGAAAGCCCAAAAACAAUCAAGCCCCUUGUAGCAGCAUUGACUUUCCAUCAAUUUUUUGAAGGUUUGGGUCUUGGUGGAUGCAUCUCUCAGGCAAAAUUCAGGUCUCGAGCCAUUGCAAUUAUGAUACUUUUUUUCUCUCUCACAACUCCAUUUGGAAUUGCAAUUGGCAUGGGAAUAUCAAAUAUCUACAAGGAGAAUAGCCCAACAGCAUUGAUUGUGGAAGGCCUGUUCAACUCUGCCUCAGCUGGGAUCUUAAUCUACAUGGCUUUGGUCGACCUUCUUGCAGCUGAUUUCAUGAACCCUCGAAUGCAAAGCAAUUUGAGGCUCCAGCUUGGGGCUCAUCUUUCGCUUUUGCUGGGUUCAGGUUGUAUGUCACUCCUAGCCAGAUGGGCCUAAAGGCUUCACUACAACCAGUGCUAGGAGUCCAGGAUAGUAAUUGUAAUUUAUCAGUCGGAUAUGAUUAUUAGGUGAAAAAAUGGUGGGGUGAGUUUGUGUUAGAUAAAUGGCUUUUUAAUGUUCUUCCUAAGUUAAAGAAGUAUACUACUUCUUUUUUGUGAGAGCCCCUUUUUAGCUUAGCGGCAUAAAUGGAAAAUAGCAGGAAUUUACAAAAAUGGUGGCAUGAGUUUUUGUAGAAUCCUUUCAUUUUUGAUGUAAUCAAGUAGGAAUUUUGACUAUCCCUAAUUUACGUGUGUUUUAAUCAUAUGAAAUAUUUA
Messenger RNA from Quercus lobata, 1448 nucleotides. RefSeq names its product zinc transporter 1-like. Lineage: Eukaryota; Viridiplantae; Streptophyta; Magnoliopsida; Fagales; Fagaceae. The record is from RefSeq and is a predicted model, not a curated record. Gene Ontology annotation, cellular component: plasma membrane. Gene Ontology annotation, molecular function: zinc ion transmembrane transporter activity. The transcript has 3 exons. Gene Ontology annotation, biological process: zinc ion transmembrane transport. Bases 82 to 1131 code for a protein of 349 amino acids.